Pseudophryne corroboree (corroboree frog) is the source of this 10056-nucleotide messenger RNA. RefSeq names its product ATP binding cassette subfamily A member 1 (gene ABCA1). Gene Ontology annotation, biological process: phospholipid efflux; transmembrane transport. Lineage: Eukaryota; Metazoa; Chordata; Amphibia; Anura; Myobatrachidae. Gene Ontology annotation, molecular function: ATP binding; phosphatidylserine floppase activity; ABC-type transporter activity. Gene Ontology annotation, cellular component: membrane; intracellular membrane-bounded organelle. The coding region runs from base 329 to 7270 and encodes 2313 amino acids. The transcript is spliced from 51 exons. The record is from RefSeq and is a predicted model, not a curated record.
AAACCAUAGAGUUUUUUUUUUUCUCUCCAAGGCAGAGAGGGGGAGAUACUGUGCCGGGGAUGCGGACAGCAGCACAUAAUAUACGCCUUCAGCACACACAGGAGGAGAGCAUUACAGCUGCUGCUGAGUCCGGAAUAGGGAGGCAGUGGUCCCAUGUAUCUGGCUUCUGGAGGGGACUGUUAGCACUGGCUCUGGGGCAGCUGAUCAGCCUUCCUAUCAGGACCUACUGAGACAGUGGGAAAGUUAAUGAGCAACCUAAAGUCUGUGGUACUGCAACAACUUCUGCCAGUGCUGCAGAGGUGAGGCAGUGCGCGAUCUCAGGGAGAAGAUGACUUACUGCACACAGCUAGGGCUACUGCUCUGGAAGAACUUCACCUACCGACGGAGAAACACUCUGCAGCUGGUGGUUGAAGUAGCUUGGCCUCUCUUCAUCUUCUUCAUUCUGAUCUCUGUACGACUCUCCUAUCCUCCUCACGAACAACAUGAAUGUCAUUUUCCAAACAAGGCAAUGCCAUCUGCUGGGACAUUGCCAUGGGUGCAGGGGAUUAUCUGCAAUGCCAAUAACCCGUGUUUCCGAUAUCCGACACCAGGCGAGUCCCCGGGAGUAGUGGGCAAUUUCAAUAGAUCUAUAGUUUCUCGCUUGUUCUCCGAUGCAAAGAAGUUGCUGCUAUACAGUCACAAAGACACCAGUGGGAAGGACUUGCACAAGUUUCUGGAGAGGUUGCACAGAUUCCGGGGCACAGGUAUGAAACUUCGAGAGUGUUUAAUGGAUAAUGAGAAGUUCACAACAUUUCUUCAACAAAACAUAAGCAUGCCUCCCAUUGUAGUAGAGGAGAUAUUGAAUGCUGACCUCAAACUGGAACAGGUCCUGAUAUCUGGAUUUCAAAUCCGCCUAAAGGAUCUGUGUAAUAGCUCCAGGCUGGCGGAGUAUGUGACCAUACACAAUGAAGAAGUUGCCAAAUUCAGCCAAGCAGCAAUAUGUGCUCUUCCAGAAGACAAACUCAACCUGUUGGAGCACCAGUUCCGUUCCAAUAUUGACUUAUUGAAGCCCAUCACGAAAGAGAUGUCAUCAAAGUCGUUCCCUGUGCUGAGAGAGGUCACUGAAAACUUGCUGCAUAGCCUGGGUCAGCUUGCCAAAGAGGUUGUCGCUAUGAAGAGUUGGGCAGACAUGAGGCAGGAAGUUAUGUUCCUGACCAGUGUAAACUCCACAGCUUCACCGACCUCUUUAUACCAAGCAGUGUCGCGCAUUGUGUGCGGUCAUCCCGAGGGAGGAGGGCUGAAGAUCAAGUCCCUCAACUGGUAUGAAGAUAACAACUACAAGGCACUGUUUGGAGGAGGAGAGGGAGGUGACAAUGGCACAGAGGAAGAGUCAUCGUCGCUCUAUGACAAUUCCACAACACCAUAUUGCAAUGAUCUAAUGAUGACGCUGGACUCCAGCCCUCUGUACAGGAUGAUAUGGAGGGCACUGAAGCCUUUGCUGGUUGGCAAAAUCCUAUAUACGCCAAGCACUCCAGCCACGCGCUUGUUAAUGUCUGAGGUCAACAAAACGUUCCAGGAGUUAGGUGUGUUCCGAGAUCUUGGAGCAAUGUGGGAAGAAGUUCGGCCACAGUUCAAAACCUUCCUAGAAAGCAGCAAAGAGAUGGACCUUGUCAGGACUUUACUGACCAAUAAAGGCAGCAAACACUUCCUAGAUCGCCAGCUGAACUCAACAGGUUGGUCAUCAGAAGACAUUUCAAGAUUCCUGGCCAAAGAACCAAAAGAAGGACAUGCUGAGAGUGGAACAGUUUACACAUGGAGAGAAGCCCUUAAUGAGACUGAUCGUGUUGUACUGACCAUGUCACGCUUCAUGGAGUGUGUCAAUCUGGACAAGCUAGAACCAGUGGAUACAGAAGAAAGUCUUAUAGGCAAGUCUAUGGAGCUGCUGAAUGAGAGGAAGUUCUGGGCAGGUGUAGUCUUUAUGGACUUGCCGGAUAAUGACACCAUACUUCCUCAACACAUCAAGUAUAAGAUCCGAAUGGACAUAGAUAAUGUGGAAAGAACCAACAAGAUUAAGGAUGGUUACUGGGAUCCCGGUCCUCGUGCUGACCCAUUUGAAGACAUGCGGUACAUAUGGGGAGGCUUUGCUUACCUGCAGGAUGUAAUUGAGCAGGGGAUCAUUAGAAUACAGACUGGCACUGAGAAGAGGACAGGAGUCUAUGUCCAGCAGAUGCCUUACCCUUGUUAUGUAGAUGACAUAUUUCUACGAGUCAUGAGCCGAUCCCUACCCUUGUUCAUGACUUUAGCGUGGAUCUAUUCUGUCGCUAUAAUCAUCAAGGGAAUUGUAUAUGAGAAAGAGGCUCGUCUGAAGGAGACCAUGCGAAUCAUGGGUCUGGACAAUGGAAUUCUGUGGCUGAGCUGGUUUAUCAGUAGUCUCAUUCCACUUCUUAUGAGUGCCGCCCUAUUGGUGCUCAUUCUGAAGACUGGAAACCUACUGCCAUAUAGUGAUCCAAGUGUGGUCUUUGUCUUCUUAUCUGUCUUUGGAGUGACGACCAUCUCACAGUGCUUUCUGAUAAGCACCAUUUUCUCUAGAGCUAACCUAGCAGCAGCCUGUGGUGGCAUCAUCUACUUUACACUUUACCUGCCCUACGUACUUUGUGUUGCCUGGCAAGACUACGUGGGGUACACUCUCAAGAUUUUUGCUAGCUUCUUGUCUCCUGUUGCUUUCGGGUUUGGAUGUGAAGUUUUUGCCCUUUUUGAGGAGCAAGGGGUGGGAGUGCAGUGGAGCAACCUACUAGACAGUCCUCUCCAAGAGGAGGGCUACACUCUUACUACCUCUGGCUUCAUGAUGCUGUUUGAUACUCUUUUGUAUGGAGUGAUGACUUGGUACAUUGAAGCUGUCUUUCCAGGUGAGUUUGGAAUUCCCAGACCCUGGUAUUUCCCAUUUACAAAAUCAUAUUGGUGUGGAGAGGAACCAAAGAUGGAUGCUCAUCCCCGUUCCUUGCAAAAGAGUUCAUCUGAAGUCUGCAUGGAAGAGGAACCCGCACAUCUUCCAUUAGGGGUUUCCAUCCAGAACCUGGUGAAGAUUUACCGUAAUGGCAAGAAAGUGGCAGUAGAUGGCCUAUCGCUGAGCUUCUAUGAAGGACAGAUCACCUCUUUCUUGGGACACAAUGGAGCUGGAAAAACGACAACCAUGUCCAUAUUAACUGGCUUGUUCCCACCAACUUCCGGCACGGCCUAUAUAAUGGGAAAAGAUAUCCGCUCUGAACUCAGCUCUAUCAGGCAGAAUCUGGGAGUUUGUCCUCAGCAUAACGUCCUCUUUGAUAUGCUCACUGUUGAAGAGCACAUCUGGUUUUAUGCAAGACUGAAAGGACUGUCAGAAGAGAAGGUAAAAGCAGAGAUGGAACAGAUGGUAAUCGAUGUCGGUCUUCCCAACAAGAAAAAAGCCAAGACAAGUCAGCUGUCAGGUGGUAUGCAGAGAAAGCUCUCUGUGGCCUUGGCAUUUGUAGGUGGGUCAAAGGUUAUCAUUCUUGAUGAACCCACAGCUGGAGUGGACCCAUACUCUCGUAGAGGCAUUUGGGACCUGUUACUCAAAUACAGACAAGGACGGACCAUAAUCCUCUCCACACAUCAUAUGGACGAGGCGGACAUCCUUGGAGAUCGCAUUGCUAUUAUCUCUCAUGGCAAAUUGUGCUGUGUGGGCUCUUCUCUUUUCUUGAAGAACCAGUUGGGGACUGGCUAUUACCUAACUUUAGUAAAGAGAGAUACAGACUCUUCCCUUAGCUCCUGCAGGAACAGCAGCAGUACAAUGUCUUACCUGAAAAAGGAAGGUGAAAGGCCAGCUCCUACUUGCAAACAGAAUCAGAGACUGAUGCUGGCAGCGCCAUUAGGAGCGGGGACCACAGAAGCGGUGAUUACUACACAUAGUAAACAUACUGUGAACCGGAGAAGAGAAGCCACAAGUAGGGAGGAUAGUGUGUCUCAGAGCAGCUCUGAUGCCGGACUUGGCAGUGACCAUGAAAGUGAUACCCUGACCAUAGAUGUCUCAGCCAUUUCAAACCUCAUCAAUAAACACGUGCCUGAGGCCCGGCUGGUAGAGGACAUCGGACAUGAGCUGACAUAUGUGUUACCCUAUGAGGCUGCUAAGGAAGGGGCUUUUGUGGAGCUCUUCCAUGAAAUAGAUGAUCGAUUAUUUGACCUUGGCAUCUCCAGCUAUGGAAUCUCAGACACCACUUUGGAAGAGAUCUUCCUGAAAGUGGCUCACGAUACUGGUGUUGACGCAGAAACCUCAGAUGGAACACUGCCUGCUGCUAGGAGGAAGAGAUAUGCAUUUGGAGACCACCAGAGCUGCCUGAAACCUUACACAGAAGAUGACAACUUUGAGACUAAUGACUUUGACACGGAUCCAGAGUCGCGGGAGACAGACUUUCUCAGUGGUAUAGACGGCAAGGGCUCCUACCAGGUGAAGAGCUGGAGUUUGAUGCGACAACAGUUUACCACCUUACUUUGGAAGAGGCUGCUGUACGCCAAGCGCAGCAGAAAGGGAUUCUUUGCACAAAUUGUGCUUCCAGCUGUCUUUGUACUCAUUGCAUUGAUGUUUAGCCUUAUUGUGCCACCUUUCGGUAAAUACCCCAGCCUUGAACUUCAGCCAUGGAUGUAUGAUGAACAGUAUACCUUUUUUAGCAAUGAUGCCCCAGAGGAUGCUCGUACUGAAGCUCUCUUAAAAGCAUUGAUUCAGAAGCCUGGCUUUGGAACUGCGUGCAUGGAUGGAUAUACUGUUCUGGGUGUUCCUUGCUCCGGUGAAGAUCAUGAAUGGAGAACUCAGUUUGUAUCACAGGCCAUAGAAGAUAUGUUUCUUAAUGGUAAUUGGUCAAUGGAAAAUCCUUCUCCAGCUUGUGAAUGCAGCAAUGAGAAUGUAAAGAAGAUGCUACCAGUCUGCCCGCCUGGCGCUGGUGGUAUGCCACCGUUUCAGAAGAAGCAAAACACUUCGGAUAUCUUGCAGGACCUAACAGGCCGGAAUAUAUCUGAUUAUUUGGUAAAGACGUAUGCCCAGAUUAUUGGAAAAAGCUUAAAGAACAAGAUCUGGGUGAAUGAGUUUAGGUAUGGCGGUUUCUCCUUGGGCGCAAGCAAUUCCCCAGCACUACCGCCAAGUGAAGAAGUAGUGGCUUCCAUUAAACACAUCAAGAGACGCCUGGACCUAGCACAGAAUGGAGCUGCCAAUCGGUUUCUUGACAGCUUCGGGACUUUUAUGAAAGGACUAGAUGCAAAAGAUAAUGUGAAGGUCUGGUUCAAUAACAAAGGCUGGCAUGCUGUUGGUGCCUUCCUGAAUGUGAUGAACAAUGCCAUCCUGCGCUCCAAACUUCCUGAGGGAGAGGACCCUACCAAAUACGGGAUCACCGCUUUCAAUCACCCCCUGAAUCUCACUAAAGAGCAGCUAUCUGAGGUGGCACUGAUGACCACAUCAGUGGAUGUCUUGGUUUCCAUCUGUGUCAUAUUUGCCAUGUCAUUUGUGCCAGCCAGUUUUGUGGUUUUCCUGAUCCAGGAGAGAGUUAGCAAGGCCAAACACAUGCAAUGUAUCAGUGGAGUAAAGCCCGUCAUCUACUGGUUGGCCAACUUUGUGUGGGAUAUGUGCAACUACAUAGUACCAGCUACUUUGGUCAUUAUAAUAUUCGUCUGUUUCCAGCAAGAUUCCUAUGUAUCUUCUUCUAAUUUACCAGUCUUGGCACUUCUGCUCUUGCUAUAUGGAUGGUCCAUAACCCCUCUGAUGUACCCAGCUUCUUUUUUGUUUAAGAUCCCCAGCACAGCCUAUGUGGUAUUAACUAGCGUCAACUUAUUCAUUGGGAUCAAUGGCAGCGUGGCCACAUUUGUACUUGAGCUCUUUACAAACAAUAAACUGAACAACAUCAAUGAUAUUUUGAAGUCAGUGCUGCUGAUCUUCCCUCAUUUCUGCCUGGGAAGAGGCCUCAUUGACAUGGUGAAGAAUCAGGCUAUGGCAGAUGCUCUAGAGCGAUUUGGAGAAAACCGAUUUGUCUCCCCAAUGUCUUGGGAUCUGGUUGGGAGAAACCUCUUUGCCAUGGCAGUGGAGGGUGUAGUUUUCUUUGUCAUUACUCUGCUAAUUCAGUAUCGUUUUUUCAUUAAACCAAGGCCAGUCACUGCAAAGCUUCCCCCAGUAAUUGACGAGGAUGAAGACGUGGCAAGGGAGCGUCAGAGGAUAAUGAAUGAGGGGGGUCGGAGUGACAUCUUGGAAAUCAAAGGACUGACUAAGAUCUACAGAAUGAAAAGAAAGCCAGCUGUUGAUAGACUGUGUGUGGGAAUACCCCCAGGAGAGUGCUUUGGCCUGCUUGGGGUUAAUGGUGCUGGGAAGACCACUACAUUCAAGAUGCUGACUGGAGAUACUGAUGUGACUGGUGGGGAAGCCUUCCUGAAGGGACACAGUAUCCUGUCUAAUAUGCAAGAAGUCCACCAGAACAUGGGUUACUGCCCACAGUUUGAUGCCAUUAAUGAGCUGCUGACAGGCCGGGAGCACCUGGAGCUAUAUGCACUGUUGCGUGGUGUGCCGGAAAAGGAGGUUUGCAAGGUUGCUGAAUGGGCAGUGCGCAAACUGGGGCUGGUGAAGUACUCAGAGAGAUGUGCGGGAAGCUACAGUGGGGGAAACAAGCGCAAAUUGUCUACAGCUAUUGCCCUAAUUGCGGGACCUCCAGUGGUGUUUCUGGAUGAACCAACUACUGGAAUGGAUCCUAAGGCAAGGCGCUUCUUAUGGAACUGCGCCCUCAGUAUCAUUAAGGAAGGAAGAUCAGUUGUACUGACAUCACACAGUAUGGAAGAGUGUGAAGCUCUGUGCACAAGAAUGGCCAUAAUGGUUAAUGGAAGGUUCCGGUGCCUGGGAAGUGUACAGCAUCUCAAGAACAAGUUUGGAGAUGGGUAUACAAUUGUAGUACGGAUAUCAGGAUCUAACCCAGACUUAAAACCUGUAGAAGACUUCUUCAGCCACGCUUUCCCAGGGAGCGUAUUGAAAGAUAAACAUCGAGGUAUGCUGCAGUACCAGCUGCGCUCCUCGCAAUCUUCUUUGGCCAGGAUCUUCAGCAUCCUCUCCAAGAACAAGAAAAGACUUCACAUUGAAGAUUAUUCAGUCUCUCAGACCACUCUUGACCAAGUGUUUGUUAACUUUGCCAAGGACCAAAGUGAUGACGAUCUUUUGAAGGAUUUGUCGUUGCACAAAAACCAGACUGUAGUAGAUAUGUCUCAAUUGACAUCUUUUCUUCAGGACGAAAAGGUGAAAGAAAGCUGCGUGUGACAAGCCAACCUGGAGAAGCACAGAGGAGUUUUGUGAAACACCUCCCUUGGCUGCAGAUGGGACGUGAAUGCCAGGAAGUCAGGUCACUAGGACCCAAGUAGGGAGGCAUCGUAUACUGGACAGCUAGAGCUUACCACUCAAUGCAAUGCAAAUCAAUGCAAUGACAGACACAAUUCCAUAAAAGAGGCCGUGCCUCUCGUGUUGCCUUGUUGUACUGUACGCAAGUAGAAGACUUGAACCUAGAAGCCAACAGUAUGACAAUGUGUAGUGUUGCACCCACUGGAUCCUGCCCAAAAGUGGGUUUAAGACAAUGGCUGUUAUGUACAUGUUUUUAUAUUGUUUAUUGUAUUCUCUUCCAGGAUCACCACAAUCUUACCACUGACAAAUCAUGACUAGUGACUAUUUAUUAAUGUUUAGGGCUUCUACAUGUAUGUCAGGUGAUUUAAACGUGGUUUGCCCAGAAGGACUAGCUUUAAUACCUUGUAAUAUUUCUAUGCGGUGCAGGUUAUAUUGUCAUCGCUAAUGAGGCAACCAUAUGGGCUUUACUGCUCAGUCUGCCAUUUUGUAGUGGUUCCUACAGUACUUGUGUUGCCAACAGCAGAAAUAAGAAAAUGGGACAUUUACAGCAAGUGUAAAAUUGAUAGACAGACUACACCUGGCAUUUGUAAUUCUAUCUCAAAUAAAUGGUUUAGAGAUUUAUUUUUUCACACUAUUAGAAAGAAUGGCAGGCCCCAGAUUAUCAUGUGCAGAUGCAAAGUACAAUAUACUAUUUUGUUUGAAAUGUUGCUACUUCUAACUGUCCGUGUUCCUAAAGCUGCUUUGGUAGCAUUGUUACAGCUGUCCUGUGGUAUUAUUUUUUGCAUUUUUUCUACGGUCUUUAGUACUAGUUGGGUUAUGGAACCUCAAGUAACAUCUUUGUUCCCUUUGUCUUGUUUUAAUCAAAUUGCAAAGCAGAUACUUCGGUUUCAGGCUACUUCUUCUUGUGAGGUAGAGUUUAUAAAAUGUACAAAUCCAAAUGUGCUCCAAGGAUAAUGGAACUGUAGAGUGCAUGUUAUGUAACAGGCCAAAGCAUUUAAUCUGAAGCCGAUAGAGAGGCUUAGGUAUGAAUGCUGUAUGGAAGGCGAUUUGUAGAUGGAUUUCUAUAAAUACACAUCUCAGUGAAAAGUCACAUUUUCUAUAAGGAUUUUUUCCUCUGUAUGCCCUUCUUAUCUUUGUUAUUUUGGUUAAGUUUGCUAUAAUAUGCUACUGUGAAAUAGUCACCUACAUGCAUUAGCUCUGUACUGGGUCAUAUUUCUUAGUAUUACCGUAGCAGUAAAGUUAGAAGCACAAGUAUUUUAUUCCAGGAUUUAAAAUACAAAUGUACCAUCAAGAUGCUAUAUAGACGCUGCAGGUAGACAGCUGGGAUGCCUGCUAGGUACAGCGAUGCUACAUUGGUCCUUCUGUUCAUGUUUUACUUCUCAUGUAGCCAAAAAUGUCCCCUCUUUCUCAUUCCCAAUACAAGCUCCUUCGUUAUUCAUGCAGUGCUGAUGGAUGUUUUCACUAGGUCAGUGCUAAGGCAAUUACUAAUCCCAAUUUAGGUAAACUAUGUUACCUUGCUACUGUAGUUGUUGAAAUGCUGAAUGUUGCCAUCAGUCUUUGUAGGGAAUAGCUUGGUUUCAAUACUUGUUUUGUCAAUUAUCCUUCCCAAAGCUCAUAUAAUGUAUAAGAACAAUUUCAUUGUACUGUGCAAUGCAAUUGGUAUAUGUUUUACCUCAGUCUAUGCAAGACGCAUUAUAAACUCCUGCACCUUCUAUGUUUCACAAAACAAAAAGUGAGAUUUUUGAAAAAAUACAAACACUGCCUUACUCGAUACCACUAAUGUUUGAUGAUAAUGUAUCAUAAGGCAUGGGUAGGUCCUAACUGGCAGUUUGUGCUACGUGCCUACAUUAUGUCAUGGCUGCAGUGCCAAGUUAACGAUAUCUACUCCAUACUGAUCCAGAUUGCUGCAGACUGUACACAUACACACAUUGGUGCCACACUUGAACCAACCUGCCAGUGGAUGUGUGUUUACAACAUCUGUGCCUGUAGUUCACAUUUCCUGGAUUUUUCAGUGACUUCCUGUUAAGUGUAUGACUAAAAUAUAUUACUUUGGCAUAAUUUCUCCAGCUUUUUCCUAAAAUGUAUUUUCUGGAUUUCAGUUUAAGCAGGCCCAUUUUGUAAUUUUACUUUUAUACAAUUUACUUACAGUGAGAUCCUUCAGACAUCAUGUGCCACAAAGCCCACAUUGUUCGGAUUGUCUCAUAUAUGGCAUUUUGGAAAUGUACAUGUGUGUAUGCAUAUCCGUGUAGUAGCCCCUAAUCAUAAACAUUUCUCGCGUGUGAGGUUUUACAUGCAUUGUGUUUCAUUCUGUUUGGUCCUUCAUUCCAAGCACUUUACGCUGUCUUUAAUGGGAUCUAUUUUUGCACUGGAAUACUCAUUAACGUUGCAAAAACAAGAAAGAAAAUAAAAGGUUUUACAAUAUAUUAGAUAGUAAGUUAAAUUCUUCAGUUGAAAUUUCCGAGACUGAAAAUUUUGUAUUGUCAUUAACUGUUUAAGUAUUAAAAAAAAAGUAUAGACCUAGUUCUUUGUUAAUUACCUUGUAUUAUGUCACGUAAUGUAAAAUAAAAAAAUAAAAACUGUGACACCUCAUAAAUUUGUUAUACAUUUUGUGAUUUCAUGAGAGCGCAGUUUGUUCCUGUAUGCGUCAAUAUAAAUGCUAUGUAAUGAUCUGUCCCCAUACCAGUAGAUUAAAUGUCACUAUUUCCAGA